Molecule: messenger RNA, 5747 nt
Organism: Lemur catta (Ring-tailed lemur)
Lineage: Eukaryota; Metazoa; Chordata; Mammalia; Primates; Lemuridae
Gene: RCOR1
Product: REST corepressor 1
Exons: 12
Coding region: 227-1672 (481 amino acids)
Biological process (GO): negative regulation of DNA-templated transcription; regulation of transcription by RNA polymerase II
Cellular component (GO): transcription regulator complex; histone deacetylase complex
Molecular function (GO): transcription corepressor activity
Source: RefSeq, a predicted model, not a curated record
GUGCGGGCGGCGAUGAGAGCGAAAGUUGCGCUGGGUUCGGCGCUGGGGGCUUGAAGCGGCUCCGCGCUCCGCCCGCCUGGGCCUCCCCCAGCGCCAACUCGUGCGCGUGGGCUCCCGCCGCGCCCGCCCGGCCCCGCGCCCACCCGCGCCCCCUCCCCCCUGCCCGGCGACCCCUCCUCAGGAGCCGCGGGUCCCCGCUACUUUCGCCCGGCCCCGGCCCCCGCCGAUGCCGGCCAUGGUGGAGAAGGGCCCCGAGGUCUCAGGGAAGCGGAGAGGGAGGAACAACGCGGCCGCCUCGGCUGCCUCAGCCGCUGCCGGCUCGGCCGCCGCGGGCUCGGCCGCCUCCGCCCCGGCCGCCGUCGCCUCCGCCCCGGCCGUCGCCGCCUCCGCCUCGGCCGCCGCCCCCAAUAAUGGUCAGAAUAAAAGUUUGGCGGCGGCGGCGCCCAAUGGCAACAGCAGCAGCAACUCCUGGGAGGAAGGCAGCUCGGGCUCGUCCAGCGACGAGGAGCACGGUGGCGGCGGCAUGAGGGUCGGACCCCAGUACCAGGCGGUGGUGCCCGACUUCGACCCCGCCAAGUUGGCAAGACGCAGUCAAGAACGUGACAAUCUUGGCAUGUUGGUCUGGUCACCUAAUCAGAAUCUGUCAGAAGCAAAACUGGAUGAAUACAUUGCCAUUGCCAAAGAGAAGCAUGGGUACAACAUGGAACAGGCUCUUGGGAUGCUCUUUUGGCAUAAGCAUAAUAUUGAAAAGUCAUUGGCUGAUUUGCCCAACUUUACCCCCUUCCCAGAUGAGUGGACUGUGGAGGAUAAAGUCUUGUUUGAACAAGCCUUUAGUUUUCAUGGGAAAACUUUUCAUAGAAUCCAGCAAAUGCUUCCUGAUAAAUCUAUAGCAAGUCUAGUGAAAUUUUACUACUCUUGGAAGAAGACAAGGACUAAAACUAGUGUGAUGGAUCGCCAUGCUCGGAAACAAAAACGUGAGCGGGAGGAGAGUGAGGAUGAACUGGAAGAAACAAAUGGAAAUAACCCCAUUGACAUUGAAGUUGAUCAAAACAAGGAAAGCAAAAAGGAGGUGCCUCCUACUGAGACAGUUCCUCAGGUCAAAAAAGAAAAACAUAGCACACAAGCUAAAAAUAGAGCAAAAAGGAAACCCCCGAAAGGAAUGUUUCUUUCUCAAGAAGACGUGGAGGCUGUUUCCGCCAAUGCCACUGCUGCUACCACGGUGCUGAGACAACUAGACAUGGAGUUGGUUUCAAUCAAACGACAGAUUCAGAAUAUCAAACAGACGAACAGUGCUCUCAAAGAAAAACUUGAUGGUGGAAUAGAACCGUAUCGACUUCCCGAGGUCAUUCAGAAAUGUAACGCUCGCUGGACCACAGAAGAGCAGCUCCUCGCCGUACAAGCCAUCAGGAAAUACGGCCGAGAUUUUCAGGCAAUCUCAGAUGUGAUUGGGAACAAAUCAGUAGUACAAGUGAAAAACUUUUUUGUAAAUUAUCGACGCCGCUUCAACAUAGAUGAAGUUUUACAAGAGUGGGAGGCAGAGCACGGUAAAGAGGAGACCAACGGGCCCAGUCACCAGAAACCUGUGAAGUCCCCGGACAAUUCCAUGAAGAUGGCUGAAGAGGAAGACGAGGCUGCUUCUGUUCUCGAUGUCAGAUACGCAUCUGCCUCAUGAGAAACUUUGGUAGCUUUGGACACUUGGUAUGGACUACUGUGUUAUCCAGGAUAUCAGGUAUUACGAGACAUCACCUAGCCAUCUGCAUCACAUCUCUGUGGACAAGCAGCUAUUACCAAAAAAGGCAUAUACUUCAGUCCUGUGCUACACCUGCCUUAAUUCUUUGCUCGUUCCUCCAUUUUUGCACCACUUCCCAGAGAGCUCUGUUGCCUCUCUCACUUCUCUCUGCCCAAGUGCUCGGGAACCUCACAGCCUGCACGUGGCCUGUGACUCCAGGAGCCGCCUCCCCUGUCGGAGCCUUCAGGGCCCCAGCCAAGCCAGCUCUUCCCAGUCGACAGCUUCGGAACAGGGCGUCUACUCAGAAGGCACCACUCUGCUCCUGCAUGGCCUGCGAUUUCUACUUUGUGCGUAAUUCUCAGAGUAACUGCGACCCUGUUGGCCCUCUGAAAGUUUCUCUUGUUCUUUUCUGAGACAACCACCUAAGUGAGAUCAUGCUUCUUUGGAAACCACACCAUAUUGGCAGACUGUAUGGUAACUCCUAUCGUGCCAAGCAUCUUGCUGCAAGUCACAUUUUCCUAAACGUAGGGUCUAAUUAUGGUUUAUAAAUUUAGUUAGCUUAUUUUAAACCUCUCCCUUCUCCCUUCCCAAGUAUUAUAGUAAAAAUCUCAUUCACAGCAACUGUCCUUGGACACUGUAGCUUAAAGGGAACGUGGACCUCAACGCUUUUCUGCCUUCAACUUUCAACAUUGUGAUCCUGGGGUGGGUGCCACCCCUUCUUUUCCUGACCCCACCCCACAGCCCCCCACCACCACCCAACUCCAAGAGAUUCGGUCCAUAUCACUGUACCUGGUGCUUGUACAUUUGGAAUUGGUGCCUUCUCCUUUUGGCAACCAUGUUAUCAAUCCUUUUUCUGUUUUGGUGUCUUACUUCUUUAAAGUUUAUUGCUAGCCAAAGAUGACAUCACUGAGAUUAGGAGACGGGAGAGCUUGCUGCAGAUUCUGACAGUGCAGAUUUUAAAUGUCAGGUUAGCUCAGUAAAGGAUAUUAGAAUAGCUGGUGAUGGUUUUGUAAAAGUGGCACAUUGUCCUCCAUUCUCUUGCUAUGUCUGGCCUUUGAUAUGGCACUCCACAUGUCCGUUUGUGUCCUUCAUGUACUGAUGCGACCACACAAACACCUUCCCCUCUCUCAAUAUCAGAGUACAGGACAGAGAAGUGAUCAGCGUAUUGUUCUAGUGAGACCAAGAUAAAAAGAAACAAUCUACAAAGCAGUAUGUAAUGCCUUUUGGUUGGACUGGGAACAAGUAAAUUUUUCUAAGAAAUGCUUUGAGACUUCCAGAAUCACUUUUGUUCUCCUGCCAGACUGUGGGCCUGCGGGGGGCUGAGGAGCAGCUGUCAGGCUGCAUUCUAGCACCCCUGCUCCCCACAGCCAGCUCACACUGCACUACAUACGUUCAAGUAACUGUUGUCGUUGUUGCUGUUUGCAUCAUUUAAAUAUUUUUUUCUGCUUUCAAUACCAAAAAGAAAAAAAAUGCCGAUGCUUUAAGGCAUAACCAGAAUUCUUAAGAAUUUAAAAUAUGCAAUUAAAAUUUGAUGUGUUUUGACUCCCGAGCACCUUGCCUUUUUUUUUUUUUUUUUUAAGUCAGCUGAUUUUCUCUUAGAAAGAAGGUCAGCUAGAAACCUAGGUUUCUUGAAAUUGUACAUUCUUUUUUAGAAGUCUGGAGAGAGGUUGUUCAAAAGGGACUUUCCCAACUUUUAUCAUCUUGUCCCUACACCAGGUGUCUGUCAGUCAAGUCAAAGCCCGUGAAGGACACUCCUGCCUGGGGACAGGUGGUGUGGGAACACUAGUAAGGAAGCAGGGGCUUCUGUUACCGUGGCCUGUUGGAUAAUCAAAGGGUGGCAGGAAGAACGUGGGAAGGAGUCACCUAUGUUUUGCACAUCACUGAAGGGGACACUAAGCCACAGACCGAAGCUUUGGGUUCCCCUUGCUUCCCUCUCCUCCUUCCUGUUACCAGAAGCAGUGGGCAGUGGCGGCAGUGGGUUUCUCGCUCUGCCUGGAGCUGUGUUUCUCUCUUCCCGCCCAGGCUGUUUUCCUUAAGAGUUGAUCCCUCCUGGCACUGCUCGGAAGGGAAGCUUGAUGCUAACUCCUACACAGCGAGGCCCAGCGGUGAGCAGUGGCCAGGGGUCAUCUGUAUUCUGCACUGUGCCCUCACGAGGCUCCGGUGCUGGAUGACAGUCUCCGGCCCGGAGGAGUCACGGUGCUGGUGCACUUGUGAUCACAGCAGCUGAAUUCAGCUUUCUCCCCAAGGGGAAGGAGCAUGUCACUUUGAUUUGACAGAGGGGAAAAAAAGGGUAGUUGUCUUUGCCUGACUGCCUUUGUUGUAGUUUCAUGCAUAAGAUAGCACUGUGUUUUAAACUUUUUUUCAUUACACUGUCUUUGCAGUGAUGUAAAUGCAGGAAAUCACUUAGCUUUAAAAGCUAAGCGGUUUGGUCUUAUUUAUGUGAAGACUCUUUAACAUAUCAAGAAUUAGGUGCGUUGGCAGGUAGUGUUUGGGAUGUGAUGACUGCUUCAGAUGGAAUGUUCACUUAAGCUUUGUCUUCUUAAAAAUUAUCAAUGUGAAUGUCAUAAUUAUAUAUAUUUUUGUGGAAAAUUUCUCCUAAGUAUAAGUUAUUGUGCAAAAUAUAGUAUCAUUGACGCAAAUGAUAGUUUAACUUUUAGUUUAGAAAUCCUAAAAGAUAUAAAUUGUAUUGCAUAUGCAUUAAAAGUUUGUUCUAUUUAAUUUUAUGUAGAUGUGUAAAGUGUUAGGUAAAAUUUUUUUUCACUUAUCCAUUUAAACACCUUGUUACUUGAAUAUUGUGUUGACUGGUCUGCGACAGUGAUCAAUUCUGUAAUAUAGCUCUUUUAACCAGGAAGUAACCAAGCCUCAGUUGUGCUGGUUAGCUGAGUAGUUAGUGGCACACAGCCGGUGCGGGUCCUGGCCGGAGCCAGAGGUUAGUGUGACACACCCACUGCAUUGCCUUGGUGUAGAGUAUUUGUCAAGACACUGCUUCCUCAAAUGGGUUUUGAUAGUUUUUAGCCUGUAAGACCCUUUGAUGCUCACAAACCUCUAAUCAAAAAACAAAAUUGGAAAAGUAGUUGGGUUUUAAAAGCUUACUGUGGUGGACUAAUUAAGCAGUUUUCUGUUGAUACAAAGUUUCCUGAAAUAUCACACACCACUAAGUGUGCUCAUUGUCACUUUAAAUUUUAACUCUACCCUAUUUUUGUCUUUCUGAAUAUCAGAUGUACUAUUGGUAUAAUUGCACACCAAAAAUAAGCCAAACAGUGCAUUACACUAACUGGAUCCCGCUUUUGUGAGAGUCAUGGAAAGAUGGAGCCAACUCAGAGGAGAGCCUCUUUUUUCUCUCUUGUCCAGCCUGUUUCUAAAGCUAAUUCAGGCUUUUACUAUCAGUGAAACUUUGCCUCGAAUUGACUCAAGGUAGUUAGGUGAUCUUGUGCAAUGCUGUUUCUGCCACUCCCUGGAUCUCUGCAGCUUUUCCUAAUUGUAGUAAAGCACAACUGCAGCGACGUCGCAGUUCGGAAGAGGAAGGUCAGCAUAGCCUGUGCAUGUUGUGUAAUCAUGAGUGUUUACAGCCACCUCCUCCUAAAGUGAAAGUCUCUGCUGGGGUGGGUAGUGUUCCAUUACGUAGACUUACCGACUUUGCCAAGUGCUUUUUAGACUGCUAAAAAUUUUUUCAAGAUUUUAAAAGAUGUAUAAGGUUAAGUUUGCAAAUAUAAUGGAAAUGCUGUAUAUCUUUUGAAGUGAUAAAAUCCAUGUUGGAAUUUUAAAGGAAAUAUGUUGUAAUGAUGCUGUUGUAAGUAAUAUUUUAUUGUCUCUCUUUGCCUGUUUUCUAUUUCAGCACAUUCAUUAUGGUGAAUGUCCAUAGCAUUAUAACCGCUUAGCCAUUGAAUGAUAACAUUUGUUAGUGGAAAUUGGAAAAUUUAUUUGUGAAAUUCCGCAGAAUUCAUUUUUCUAUUUCCAAUAUUUGCUGAAGUUAAAUAAAAAUUUUCAAGCCAUUGAUGUAAUAAAAUACAAAACAAAA